GCUAUAACUGUCCCAGGUCGCACCUGGAUUUUCCAAAAAGAAUAAAUAAAUAAACAAAAGUGGAAGUCUAUAUCAACCAACAAAGAAAGGUUUUUCCCUUGUCCAACAACUUGUACUAUUAUAAUUGUUCUUUCUUGUUAUUACGAUGCUCUUUCGGCCAGUGGUUUUUUUUUUUUUUUUGUAACCACUUAGGAGAGAACAUCGACAGAUGGCUCCGAAAAAGGAAUAGAACACAAAUCUCCGGAAAGCAUCGUCAUAUAGACAUAUAGCUAUAUAGCUAAAUAUGUCUAUAUAUAGCUAUUGAGAAGAAAUCCAACACAAACCUCAGCCAGUGUGUUUUCUUUGACCACUGAUAGACUGAGGGAUCGGACGAUGGCUCCAAACAGGAAUAACAACACAUCAUCACCACCACCAUCUUACCAGGUCUUCCUGAGCUUCAGAGGACCCGACACCCGUCAGGGUUUCACGGAUGUCCUUUACCAUACUCUUGUAGAUGCCGGGAUUCGUGUCUUUAGAGACAACGAGGAGAUCCGUAAAGGCGAGUACAUCGGCGAGGAGAUCCUGCGAGCCAUUGAGGACUCCAGGAUCUUCGUGCCCAUCUUCUCUAGGACCUAUGCUAGCAGUAAGUGGUGCCUCAUUGAGCUCGCGAAGAUGGUGGAGUCCAAGGAGUAUAGCCACAAUAAAAAGAUCCUGCCCAUUUUCUAUGACGUGGGCGUCAAUGAUGUCAAGCUUAAGACGGAGUUGUACACUGGAGCUCUGUUGAUACACAAGGAGAAGUUCAGUACCGACAUAGUGCACCAGUGGGAGGAGGCUCUUCGAGACGCCGGAAAAAUCAAGGGAUGGGCACUGAAGGAUAAAGGUUUUGCAGAAUUUGCCAAGGAAUUUGUCAGGGAGGUUUCGGCAGAGUUGAAAGUGAAACAAAAAUAUGUGACUGGGAGCCUAGUAGAGAGGAUUGAUCUGCAAGAUGCUCUCACAAUGUUGCUGGACGUAGACUCCUCUCUUGAUGUUCGGUUAGUCUGGAUACAUGGAAUGGGGGGUAUCGGCAAGACUACACUUGCCAAGGAUGUUUUCAACCGACUCUGCAAUCACUUCAAACACUGCAGCUUCCUUCUAGAUGUGCAAGAAACAACCAAGCGCAAGGGUAUUGAACACUUGCAGAGACAACUCCUGCAAGAUCUUGGUGUUAAAGCAGCAGACAUAACUGACGAGAACGAUGGGAUCCAGAUAAUCAGCGAAAAGUUGCAGAACAGAAAAGUUCUAGUAGUUCUUGAUGAUGUGCACGACCACCAGGAGCAUAUUGGAAAACUAGCAAGAGAGGCUAGUUGGUUUGGAGUCGGAAGCAGGAUUAUUAUCACCUCUCGGAGUAGAAGGGUUCCUGCAUUUGAAGGUGGAACAGUCAAGAUAUUCGAAGCAAAGCCAAUGGAAUUCGAAGAAUCUCUCCUCCUUUUCAGUAGGCAUGCCUUUGGGAAGGAGAGUCCGCCGCAUGACUCCCUUGACCUUUCAAAGGAAGCUGUCAGAAUUACCGGAGGGCUUCCCUUAGCUCUUGAAGUAAUAGGUUCAAAACUUCGAACAAGUGAUCGUGGCCAUUGGAAUCAUAUGAUAGGCACCUUACAGAAAAUACCGGCCAGGAAGGUCCAGGACAGGCUUAAAAUAUGUUAUGAUGCUUUAGACUGGGAAGUGAAGGAGAUAUUCCUAGAUAUCGCAUGUUUUUUCAUUAAUGAGGAGAAAACAAAAGCGAUUUACAUGUGGCAAGCCUGUGACUUUGAACCAGAGUUGGCAGUACAAGAGCUUGUCGAUGCGUCCUUAGUAAAGCUCACAGAUGAGAACAAGUUCCGGAUGCAUGAUCAGCUGCGGGACCUUGGAAGAAAACUCGUUCGAGAUGAGAGGUUAAAGCACCAUGGAAAGCCUUGCAGUAGAAUAUGGAUGCAUGAGGAUGCUCUGAAAGUGCUGCACGAUGAAGAGAUGUGCAAGGAGUUGAAAGUUCUAGACCUCAAGAGGUGCGACCUCUUGAUCAAAACGCCCAACCUAUCGAUGUGCACAAAGUUGGAGAGACUAAUACUGAAAGGUUGCAUUAACCUUGUCGAAAUAGACCAUUCUGUAGGAAAGUUGAAAUGUCUAAAGUAUCUGAAUGCCAGUGGUUGUAGUAAUCUCAGAGAAAUUCCGAGAGAAGUAUGCUGUUUGGAUGGCCUCGUCGAUAUUGUGAUGACAAUGGAAGGCAGCUUCAAGGACAGCAACAAGCUUCCAGACUCCAUCGGGAGACUCUCGAGACUUCAGCGCCUGCGUGUGAGUUUGGGAAGGAGUAGACCUCCAAGCUCACUUGGAGAUCUAAAAUCACUGACUAUGCUGGUCCUGUCAUGGUCAAGGAUGACUGGACUACCUGAGUCCAUUGGAGGACUGGUGAAACUUGAGUUUCUGUCAUUAUUCUUCUGUGGAGGAGUAAAGGAGCUCCCAGCUUCGAUCAGGAAUCUGAAAUCACUAGCUGAGUUGAACAUUUCAAAGUCAGGAAUCACUCAACUGCCCGAUGCGGUCGGGAAUUUGCAGAAACUGAAAGUGAUUGAUAUGAGAGGUUGUGUUAUUAGGAGAUUGCCAGAUUUCCUGGGGAAUUUGGAGAAGCUGGAAAGGUUGGAUAUCUUCGGUUGCAAUUAUUUGCAAGAUAUCCCAUCAGCAAUUAAGGGGAUCACUUCCUUGCUAGAAGUCUCACCCUCAGCCUGGGACAAGAGUUGUGAAAGGUAUUGGAAACUGCGGGUACAGUUGCGGAAAUGGGGGGUAAGUCCCUUCUCAGGUUUCCCUUUCUGA
Messenger RNA from Punica granatum (pomegranate), 2796 nucleotides. NCBI's taxonomy places the organism in Eukaryota, Viridiplantae, Streptophyta, Magnoliopsida, Myrtales, Lythraceae. The record is from RefSeq and is a predicted model, not a curated record.